Paramecium sonneborni is the source of this 3738-nucleotide messenger RNA. Lineage: Eukaryota; Ciliophora; Oligohymenophorea; Peniculida; Parameciidae. The record is from the annotation of a GenBank genome assembly.
AUGCAUAAUCAAAAGAUUGUAACUAAUAAUGAUGAAUCAAAUUGUGAAGAGAGACAAUUAGUAGAUCAGUCUAAGAAUAUUGAAUAACAAUAAGAGAUUCCUCGUAUUAAUGAUUCAAUAUUGGAUGCUAUAAAUUUAAAUGAAUAUGAUUAUUACAAUUAUCCACCAAAAUUGGAAUAAGCAGAAAUACACAGAUAAGCUUAUUAUCUUUGUCCUGAUUAAUAUGUACUUGAUCAUUAUACAAAAGAGUAUUGUGAAUGUUGCAAGUAACAGAUAGUAUAUUAAACAAUAGUAAAAAAUACCAUCGAUCAUCUUUCAAUUGGUUAUUUGGAGAUUUGUAUGAAGCAACUGUUGAUGAAUAUGGUUUAGCAGCUCCUCUAUAUUUUACAAUAAUCAAAUUCUAAUUAAUUGUGUUUAUAAUAGUCUUUUGCAUCUAUGGAAUAUUUUUCAUAACAGAAGUACAUCGAAUCUGUAAUUCUACUCCUUUAUUAAAUUGUGAUGUUGAUAACAAUGAUUUGUGUAGAACUUGUGAAUUUUAGUAUUCCUAUGGCUUUAUUGAUAUUGUUACAGUUCAAAAAUACUUACAUUAAGAAAAAGGUUCAAAUUACUAAUGGUUUUAAGUCUCAGCUUUUUUGAUAUUUCUAAUCAAUCUACAUUUACCAUUCUUUUAUGAUUUACUUAUAACUUAUAUGUAAGUAUAUCAAAUAUAUAUAACUUAGAUAAUUUAAGUAUUGGAAUAGGGAUCCUUAUAAUAUAUAAAAUGAAACAAUCACUUCAAUAUAUAUUAGAGGAAUGAAUUCUAAACUAACUCAACAAGAGAUUUUGAAUCUUAUAAAGGAGAGCAUGAAAAGAAACAAUAAUUAAAUUAUUUCAUCUUAACAUUAGUAUUUAUUAAUGUUGAUAUCAAUAGAUUAUUAGAUAAUGUAAAAAUUGAAGAAAUUGUUUAUAUUCACAAUACUCAUCAAAUUAAAGAGUUAUAAUAAAAAAGAUAAAAUUUNUACAUCUCUUGGUUGUUCUUAUUAUCUUUAGAAGUUUAAGAACAGGAAAUAAUUAUCUAUAAUAUAUUUAGAUUAUUUAAAUUAAAGAUAAAUCUUUAAAUUAUAUUAUAGAUUUUAUAUGAUGAUAAGAAUAAAAAUUAAUAAAAAUAAUCUUUAUAAUUAAGAAUGGUUGUUGUAAGAAAAUUAAUUUUAUUUUUAGAAAAGGUUUAAUUUAUUAUUAAUAUGCAUAAUCAAAAGAUUGUAACUAAUAAUGAUGAAUCAAAUUGUGAAGAGAGACAAUUAGUAGAUCAGUCUAAGAAUAUUGAAUAACAAUAAGAGAUUCCUCGUAUUAAUGAUUCAAUAUUGGAUGCUAUAAAUUUAAAUGAAUAUGAUUAUUACAAUUAUCCACCAAAAUUGGAAUAAGCAGAAAUACACAGAUAAGCUUAUUAUCUUUGUCCUGAUUAAUAUGUACUUGAUCAUUAUACAAAAGAGUAUUGUGAAUGUUGCAAGUAACAGAUAGUAUAUUAAACAAUAGUAAAAAAUACCAUCGAUCAUCUUUCAAUUGGUUAUUUGGAGAUUUGUAUGAAGCAACUGUUGAUGAAUAUGGUUUAGCAGCUCCUCUAUAUUUUACAAUAAUCAAAUUCUAAUUAAUUGUGUUUAUAAUAGUCUUUUGCAUCUAUGGAAUAUUUUUCAUAACAGAAGUACAUCGAAUCUGUAAUUCUACUCCUUUAUUAAAUUGUGAUGUUGAUAACAAUGAUUUGUGUAGAACUUGUGAAUUUUAGUAUUCCUAUGGCUUUAUUGAUAUUGUUACAGUUCAAAAAUACUUACAUUAAGAAAAAGGUUCAAAUUACUAAUGGUUUUAAGUCUCAGCUUUUUUGAUAUUUCUAAUCAAUCUACAUUUACCAUUCUUUUAUGAUUUACUUAUAACUUAUAUGUAAGUAUAUCAAAUAUAUAUAACUUAGAUAAUUUAAGUAUUGGAAUAGGGAUCCUUAUAAUAUAUAAAAUGAAACAAUCACUUCAAUAUAUAUUAGAGGAAUGAAUUCUAAACUAACUCAACAAGAGAUUUUGAAUCUUAUAAAGGAGAGCAUGAAAAGAAACAAUAAUUAAAUUAUUUCAUCUUAACAUUAGUAUUUAUUAAUGUUGAUAUCAAUAGAUUAUUAGAUAAUGUAAAAAUUGAAGAAAUUGUUUAUAUUCACAAUACUCAUCAAAUUAAAGAGUUAUAAUAAAAAAGAUAAAAUUUCCUAUUAGAUUUAGUGAUUGCAGCAUAAUAAAUCAAAGAAUUAGAAAUGCAAAAAGAAAUUACUACUUAUAAAGAUAAUGAAGUCAAACUUUACAAAACUUAUACUAAAGAAUUUUUAUCCUAAAAAAUAAGUGAUUUAAUCAAAUCACUAUCAGAUGUUAAUGAUGAUAUUCAUAAAUAAGUUAUCGGAUUAUAAAUCAAUAAUAUACCUAUUAAUAAUUAAGAUAUAUGCAAACUCAAAUUAGAACCCUUAGAAUUUAGUCACAAAGCUAUUAUUAGAUUUAAUGACCCAUAUAUAAGUUAGUUAAUUUUAUAGAAUUUUAACAUUCCCUGGUAUAAUAGAUUAAGAAUUAAAUUAAAUUUGAUUCCAAAUCCUAAAAUAAUUGAUAAAUUAAUAGUCAAAAAAUCUUUUCGAAUUAAUGGUAUGUUUUGGGAAAACAUUGGUUUUAGAUCUUCAGAAAGAAUAGCUGCAAAAGUAAAAAGUGCUAUCACUAUGUUGAUUGCAUGUGCUGCAUUAAUGACUGCUUAUGAAUUUAUAUAUUUAUACAAGAAUGAUCCAGAAUAUAAGAUUGAAAAGAAUGAUGGAAGAUUAUCUAUUGCUUAAAAAGUAUUAACAAAUAUUUUUACAGUUGCAGUUCCAAUAAUUACAACAGUUGCUAUUUUAGUAGUAAUAAUAAAUUUGAAAGAAUCAAGAAAGAAUACAUUUGCUCAUUUAGAAAGAAGCUUCAUGCAUGUUUUAAUAGUAGUUAAUUAUUUUCUUGUGACAUUUUUGCCUUAUAUUUUUACAUUUGAACUUUGGAGUGGUAAAAGUAUAUCAGCUUCUGUUUAUGAUUUAGUUACAUUAACUUAAAAUAAGAUUAUAACCAAACAUAUAUUUCAUACAGUUCAUAUUCGUUAUAUGGGAUUUGUUUUUUUAAGAAGAAGAAUUUAAAAAAAUUACAAAUAGUUUUUUUAAGGAUAAUUAAAUAAUUUAAUGACCCCUCCAACAUUUCCCUAAAGAAGUAGGGUUUGUAAUGCAAUGUACAGUUUGACUGUUGGUUUAUGUUUAGUUUAUGUAUGUCCAGUUAUAACUAUCAUAACUUUUAUAUUUAACUGUUACAUUUAUCUAUUUGAUAGAUAUAGUAUCACUCAUCUCUAUUCAAUUGAUAAAAAAUUUACUAUUUCACUUAUGCGACAUUAAUUAAAAAUAUAUUCUCUUUCAUUUUUUCCUAUUAAAAUUUACCUGUUUAUUAAAUUAUUCUGGGAAUAUGGAUGGUUAAUUUAUGCUGGUGUACCUACUUGUUGUGUAUUUACUAUUAUCUCGAUUCUAUUUCGUGAAAGAAUUGUUUAAUUUUUAUUGACUAAGGUUUUCAGAGUUUCCAGAAAAGAAGAUUCCAAAUAUGUACCAGAAACAUAUGCAUAAAAUUAUUAUUAAUAUAUAAAAAGUAAUCUUGUUAUAUUUUAUUUUUAGAAUUAAAUAUUGAUGAAUAAAACAAUAUUACAAGAAAAAUACUUCACUCUUAAGGUGGUGAGAUUAUUUGA